Molecule: messenger RNA, 997 nt
Organism: Patiria miniata (bat star)
Lineage: Eukaryota; Metazoa; Echinodermata; Asteroidea; Valvatida; Asterinidae
Product: monocarboxylate transporter 12-like
Exons: 3
Coding region: 1-732 (243 amino acids)
Biological process (GO): transmembrane transport; monocarboxylic acid transport
Molecular function (GO): monocarboxylic acid transmembrane transporter activity
Source: RefSeq, a predicted model, not a curated record
AUGGCGUACUCACCCCUUGCCGCUGCUCUGGCACGCAAACUUAGCGGUCGCUUCUUGAUUCUUGUUGGUGGUGCACUCUAUGGAGUUGGUCUGGUGGUGUCUGCUUUAACGCACAGUGUCGCCAUCUUGGCUAUUUCACUGGCCGUUGUUUCUGUUAAGACUGGAACAGGGAUAGCCUGUGUAUUGGAUCUCAUCCAUGCCGAAGUAGCUGUCUACUUCCAGGAGAAGUACGCCCUAGCAGUCUUCAUUGCGGUUACUGGUACUCCAGUCGGUAUGAUGCUGUACGGACCAAUAACCCAAGUUCUCGUGGAUACGUACGGUUGGCGAGGAGCAAUGCUUCUUUUAGGUGGGUUUGGUUUCAAUCUUGUUGUAGGAGGAAUGUUGGUACGAAGGCCGACAGCUUCGUAUCAAGAAGUCCCCGACCACGAAGAGCACCACAUAAUUGAUGGUAAAAACUCUCCUGGUAUAUCUACAGAUGAAGCCAAACCAACUAAGUCAGUGGUAUCCAAACUCUGGAAUUCAGUUUUCUCGGCACUAUGUCUCGAGGUAUUCUUCAGUGCUGACUUCGUGAUUCUGGCCGCUAAAAGAAUGCUGUAUAGUAUUGCAUUCGGCGGAUCGGUCAUCUACGUCGUGCCUAAUGGUCUGGCGCUUGGUCUGACAACCAGCGAGGCGGCAUUUCUGACUACAGCUUGGGGGGUUGGCGACCUGGCUGGAAUGCUUUUCUCUGCUUAGACUUUGCACAUCAAGGUGCUUUCGGUUCAAAAUGCUGAGGUUCUUGUUGUGAUUGUUUCUGUCCUGGGAUUAAUUUUGCAGCCCUUCGUCGCUUCAUUCGUUGGUCAGAUUGUGCUCGCGUUGAUCGUAGGAGCCUGUAUGGGUUUGUGUUAUCGAGGGGAUACUUGUCAUGACGAGGUGUCUACCUUUUGGUGACGACAAAUUUGUCAGUGUGUUGGGCUGGCAAACAUUUCUGAGUGAAGUAGCAGCUGCCAUUGGAGAUAUU